Molecule: messenger RNA, 1452 nt
Organism: Sabethes cyaneus
Lineage: Eukaryota; Metazoa; Arthropoda; Insecta; Diptera; Culicidae
Gene: PolD2
Product: DNA polymerase delta subunit 2
Exons: 4
Coding region: 70-1437 (455 amino acids)
Biological process (GO): DNA replication; DNA strand elongation involved in DNA replication
Cellular component (GO): delta DNA polymerase complex
Molecular function (GO): DNA binding
Source: RefSeq, a predicted model, not a curated record
AGGUAGAAAAGGCGGUUUUAUUUGCGUGAAGAAAAACAGGAAAAGGCGUGUUUGAUUUUUUUGGAUAUUAUGCUGUUUCCAGAAGAUAAAUAUUUUACAGAAUCUCAACCUAACGGUGAUUUUAAACGUCUAGAAAUUCCAUAUGUCUACCGAGCGGAAAAAUUUCACUUCAAGUACAAUGAUUUUAGUAAGCAGUUUGCUUAUAUUUAUGCAUCUCGAUUGCAAGAGAUAGCUCGAUUGAUGAAGGAUCGGAUAAAGGCGAAAUGGGGAGAUAAGUACCCGGUAAAACAAUUGGCUGAUUUAAAGGAGGAAAGUCAAGAACAAUGUAUCAUUAUCGGAACUUUGUUUAAACAUCAGGAGCUGAAGCCUAGCAUUCUCAGAGAAAUAUCGGAGGAGAACCAGUUGGUUCCGCAACCACCGAGAUCCCAUUACACCGACGAUUCAGACAUCUUAAUUCUGGAGGAUGCACUUCAGCGUAUUCGAUUGGUCGGCAAGAUGAAUGUUCACACCAUCGUAACCGGAGUCGUUUGUGCUGUGCUAGGUUACGAGGACAGUGAUGGACGAUUCCAGGUAGACGAUUAUUUAUUUUACGAGUGCGGGCCACAGAAAUCAUUGCAACCGUUAGAAUGUUCACCGUUGGUCGUGUUGAUUUCCGGCUUAAAUCAGAACUCUCCAAACGAUUAUUCCCUGCCUAUGGAACUUUUACAACAAUGGAUAUUUGGCAAUCUGGAAGGUUUUGGUCAAACUUGCGAUUGGGAAGCGGCAAGCAUCGUUCGAGUGAUCAUUGCUGGAAACUCGAUAAAGGCAACAGUGAAACCGAAAAGUAAUUUACAUAAUCGCCCUUCCACUGAUUCUGAUGAUCUGGUCAAUGCAGUCAAAGCAGUAGACUCUUUUGUGUAUAACCUGUCCCAAUCGGUCAACGUGGAUUUGAUGCCAGGGGAAUUCGAUCCGGCCAACCAUAUGCUGCCGCAGCAACCAAUGCAUCACUGUAUGUUCCCGAAGUCGGCUCCAUUCAGAACUUUUCGGGGUGUUCCGAAUCCGUAUGCUUGCGAAAUCGCUGAUCGUCUAAUCCUCGGUACUUCCGGACAAAAUGUACUGGAUAUUUCGCGUUAUUCUAAGAUUGAGGAUCCUUUGGAAGCGUUGAAGAUGACUUUGGUUUGGAGUCACUUGGCACCAACUGCCCCUGAUACCUUGCCUUGUUACCCCUACUAUCAGCAGGAUCCGUUUAUAAUUGACGAAUGUCCACAUGUAUACUUUGCUGGAAAUACGAAUGUAUUUCGUACGGAAGUAUGGCACGGUUCUGGUGGGCAAAGUACGCGAAUAAUUUGUGUUCCUUCUUUUGCUGAAUCUUGUACGGUUGCCGUGGUGAAUUUGAGGACUCUUGAAUGCGAACCAAUUUGCUUUAAGGUUGAUGAAUUUGAUCAUGCUGAAGAAUAAUGUUUAGUAUUUCAA